AUGUCCAACAAACCAUCCGACCUGGAGUUGGAGAAGAAGAAACAGAAUGGUCUCGACACCAGUCCUUCUCGCAUGCCAGCCGACACCCACGCCGAACAUGCCGGUCAGUCCGAUGACGAUAGCGAACAGCAUGGGAAGUUUCGCGGAGACGGGAAGCGAGAGCUUACCGAGGAUGAUUGCUACGACAAGCUGGGAUUUAGCUUUCCCUGGUACAAGAAAUGGUCUAUUCUCACGGUGAUUUUCACCGUGCAGAUGUCCAUGAACUUCAACAGCAGUGUCUACCCGAACGCUGUCACUCCGUUAUCCGAACACUUCUCAGUUAGUGAACAGGCCGCGAGGGUGGGACAGAUGAUAUUCUUGGUCGCCUAUGCCUUUGGAUGCGAGCUAUGGGCCCCGUGGAGUGAGGAGUUUGGGCGAUGGCCGAUCAUGCAGGCCAGUUUGUUCCUAGUCAACAUCUGGCAAAUCCCUUGUGCCUUGGCUCCCAACUUCGGGACCAUCGUUGUCGGCCGCUUCCUCGGCGGCUUGAGCUCGGCCGGCGGUUCGGUCACUCUCGGUAUGACGGCUGAUAUGUGGGAGCCCGAUGACCAAGGGUUUGCCGUCGCCUAUGUGGUCUUGUCUUCCGUCGGCGGAACCACCAUCGGCCCCUUCUUUGGCGGUAUGAUCCAGCAAUGGCUGGAUUGGCGCUGGAACUUCUGGAUCCAGCUCAUCUUUGGCGGCGUGACUCAGUUGGCGCAUUUCUUCCUCGUCUGCGAAACUCGCUCCAGCAUCCUUAUCGAUCGCGAGGCGAAACGCCGUCGCAAGUCUGGCGAAGACACCAACGUGUACGGUCCCAAUGAAUUAAAGCAGCCUCGACUGGACGCGAAGGAAGUUUUGCAUGUGUGGCGCCGACCCUUCGAAAUGUUCCUGCGGGAGCCCAUCGUUCUCUUCCUCUCUUUGCUGUCUGGUUUCUCCGAUGCCCUCAUCUUCACCUGCAUCGAAUCGUUCAACCUGGUCUUCAAGCAGUACGGCUUCACCCCCCUCCAGAUCGGAUUCUGCUUCGGCGCGAUCAUCGUCGGAUACGUCGUCGCCUAUGGUAUUUUCCUUCCCGACAUCUGGCGUCAACGGCAGGUCCGACACAAGCACGGCAACGCUUCUCGAUUCCCCGAGCGACGUCUACUUCUGUUGCUCUUCAUUGCUCCACUGGAAACGAUCGGCCUGUUUGGGUUCGCCUGGACCUCCAUGGGACCGGACUACAUGCACUGGAUCGUCCCUCUGGUGUUUAUCUUCCUGAUCGCCAUCGCCAACUACGGCAUCUACAUGGCAACGAUCGACUACAUGGUAGCCGCCUACGGACCGUACUCGGCCUCUGCUACCGGCGGCAACGGGUUUGCGCGAGACUUCCUGGCGGGACUGUCGGCGAUGUACGCAACUCCCAUGUACAGCAACAUCGGCGGCAGAUUCCACCUGCAGUGGGCCAGUACCAUCCUCGGCUGUCUGGCCAUUUUCGUCACGAUCCCCAUCUACAUCUUCUACUGGAAGGGCCCUCAGAUCCGUAAGAGCAGCAAGUUCGCGCAGACGCUGGAGGCCGACCGACAGCUGCACGCCGGUCGACGGGUCAGUCAUAUCAGUGAGUCGGAGAAGCCUUACGCAGCGUAG
Molecule: messenger RNA, 1635 nt
Organism: Aspergillus steynii IBT 23096
Lineage: Eukaryota; Fungi; Ascomycota; Eurotiomycetes; Eurotiales; Aspergillaceae
Product: putative MFS multidrug transporter
Exons: 1
Coding region: 1-1635 (544 amino acids)
Biological process (GO): transmembrane transport
Molecular function (GO): transmembrane transporter activity
Source: RefSeq, a predicted model, not a curated record